Messenger RNA from Bactrocera latifrons, 1042 nucleotides. RefSeq lists its product as uncharacterized. The coding region runs from base 296 to 904 and encodes 202 amino acids. The transcript is spliced from 2 exons. Lineage: Eukaryota; Metazoa; Arthropoda; Insecta; Diptera; Tephritidae. The record is from RefSeq and is a predicted model, not a curated record.
UUUGUUGGAUUUUAGUAUUUGGCCACACGCCAAAAGUAAUGCAAACCGAAGUAAACUUAUCGCACAAUCGCAACUAUAUUUCCCCGGGCCGAGAGCGCUGAGACGGAACGCUCCCCAUAUCAACAGCGGCCGCAACCCUAACAGCAACUACCUAAAUUAAUAUAAUAUACAAUAUUAUACGAAUCGGGUAACAUUUAGUAAUCCAAGUAGUGUGUAUCCAUCAGCAGCCAGCAUCCAUAUGACCAGGCGUAAAUAGUACUAUUUGGCAAAACCAUAGCAAGAACAAACGAGCAACAUGGUUGGCGUAAUAUGUUCGGCAAUAGCACCGGUGGAUGCUGCUUCCAGAUUAUCCUUUAUAAAAUCCAAUAAAGCUUAUAGUUCCUGUACACUAAUCGGCAAUUGGUACAAUGACCGCAUAAACAACGAAGUAAAGAAGUAUAAUCCAGUCAACACUUUGCCUAGCCCCACAGAAGCGACAUCGACCGAUCAGUCCAGUUAUCAGGUACACUACGCACAUCCAAAUGAAAUAUCUCGCCCAGACGCACCCUCUUUCGAGCAGCAAAGAGCGCGCUAUAAGAUUAAUGUGCACAAAGGCAAGGAUAGUAGUGUGCUGAUAAUGGACUCUGAGAAAUAUUUAUCCAAUUACACAACGCUCAAUGAUAUCAAGUACAGACUGCAGCCGCCGCAAGACAAUUGGUCCAAGAUCACAAAUCGGCCGGGGAAGGGGCUGCGGAAAGAGAACUUGCUGCAAAGUUAUGGCAAUGAGACGAACUUCGGCUUGCGACAUUGGUUAACGCAAAUACGAAAUCAAGCCAAAUUGUAUCGCUCGGAUGACACGACUUAUGCUGAUGAAUUUCGGCAUCCAAAACAACCGAAAAGAAAGGACAUGCGCUAUUGCAAAUGAACUGGGCCACAGUGUAGUAUUAAUCUAUGGGCGUGGAUUGUAAGUGUGAAAGUGCUAAAGUUAUUGUUUACAACGCAAAUUAAUAAAAAAUUACGUAAAAAAUUAUAAAAAUCUACGAACAAAAUUAAAACCACAAAC